Molecule: messenger RNA, 540 nt
Organism: Dioscorea cayenensis subsp. rotundata (Guinea yam)
Lineage: Eukaryota; Viridiplantae; Streptophyta; Magnoliopsida; Dioscoreales; Dioscoreaceae
Exons: 2
Coding region: 1-540 (179 amino acids)
Molecular function (GO): zinc ion binding
Source: RefSeq, a predicted model, not a curated record
AUGUACUCAAACGUGGCGGCGUCAUUUAAUUCAUGGAUAAAAGAGGCACCCGACCUCCCUGUCACAAACAUGGUAGACUUGAUAAGGUUUAAGCUGAUGGGCAUGUUGUGUCAUCGACAUGAACAAUCUCAAAGAUGGGAGAGAUGUCUAUGUCCUGUCAUACAUAGAAAGAUUGAGGAACUUGUUGAAGAGUCUCGUAACCUAUUGGUCGGCCGUUUCAAUGGUGACUAUUUCGAAGUGGUUGAACAGAAGAACUACUGCACCAGUUUGAACGCUCGGACAUGCUCAUGUCGUAGGUGGCAGGUAUAUGGCAUUCCAUGCAAACAUGCAUGUGCGGUAAUACUGCAGACAGACACAAAUAUUCAUCGAUAUGUCGAUGACUACUUCACAGUGGACGCUUACCGACAAGCAUAUGCAGAAGCCAUUUUUCCAGUACCGGAUGUUGACAAACCAGAUGAUGUGAACCGCAAACUACUUAUGCGCCCUCCAAUCACCAAAAGGCCAGUUGGUCGGCCAAGACGGAAGCGUCUAGAGUCAUAA